AUGCGAUACCUUAUCGCGGAGGAACGACAACAGGUGGGCCCAUAUUAUACGCCUCAAGGCUACUACGAGUAUACCAAGACCCUACCGUUUCUUGGAACAGUAAAGAGUGACGUGAAGAGACUUGUGGCUGGAGAGUGGACGGAGAUAACUAUCGUCUACGAGGUUGGUGCAUCGGGUCUGGCUGAUGGGGCUUGGAUUAAGGGGACAUUCAAAUUCUAUUCGGACUGGGCUCUGUUUCAAACAUAUGAUCGGACGAAAGACAACUAUGUCAGCGCGGAAUAUGUGCCUAGGCCUCUGCUACCUGGUCAAGAAUCAGCGACUGUGCAAUCUUUAGGUGUCCGCUUUGACCAAAAGGGUCAUGAAAGACCGUUUCAGAAAGCGGUGAUAAUCGACAUUCAUGAUGGCUACCUCAAUCCCGGGGACCAGAUUAUCAUUCGUCUCGGUGAUCGAAGAUUUGGUGCAAAGGGUACUCGGGCGCAGACGUUUGUUGAGUCAGGAUUUAAAUGGAGGUUCUAUAUUGAUCCUGUCGGGACGUCGCGUUUUGCUCCAAUUACGCCAGACUUGUCUUGGGAUAUCAUCCCGGGUACGCCUGUAAAGGUGAAGACGAUAUUACCACGGCUUGUCAAGAACAAUACACCAUUCGCGAUUCAUGUUCAUUCGGAGGACAUUUGGGGGAAUAUUACUCGCAACAUUCCGAAUCUCAACUGGCAACUGAGUAUCCAAAGACAAGAGAGCAAUGACAGCGAACCACUGGUGGUUGUGCAGGAUGCUGCGGCUACUGCUGAAGGAUGGACGAACAAUAUUUUCCCGGAUAUAAUCAUUGGCCAAGAGGGUGAUUAUUUGAUCCAGGUCGAGCUAAAGACAGCGGAAAACACCACCACCGCAUCGCAGCAAACGCAGCUCACAGUGCUACCCGAUCUUACUAUCCCCAAAGUCCUCUUCGGAGACCUCCACGUCCAUUCAGACGACACAGUUGGCACGGAAUCCUCAGUCUACAACUUCUCCUACGGACGCGAGAUUGCUGGCCUAGAUGUCCUAGGCUACACAGCAAACGACUUCCAAAUUACCAAAGAGCGCUGGGAAUCCACACUAAAACUCAUCCAAUCCCUCAACAAACCGGGCCAAUUCGUAAUCUUCCCAGGAACAGAAUGGUGCGGAAACUCAGCCGCCGGAGGCGACCACAACGUCGUGUUCCUGGAAGACCCAGCAACUCAUCCACUCGAAUUUCCCUUUGACCGUCAUGGAAAUGUGGCCAGGUCUUUUGAAUGGUCGGAGGAUGGACCCAAGGAUCUCGUUCCUGGGGCUUGGCCACUUGAUGAGGUAUACGCCACAUAUGCAUAUGCAGCGGAUAGUCAUCUUCUGAUCCCCCAUGUUGGUGGACGACGGUGCAACUUGGCCUGGCAUCAUCCACAACUUGAACGACUGGUGGAAAUCGGUAGUGCUUGGGGUCAAUUUGAGUGGCUUCUCCAAGACGCCGUCCGACGGGGUUGGAAAUUGGGUGUUUGUGCUAAUUCUGACGAGCACCGUGGGCGAUGUGGUGGAGGUGUUCCUGGAACCGCUGUGUUUGGUACCCGGGGAGGGCUUACGGGGAUCUUGUCUUCGAAUCUUGAUAGAGCAAAUGUUGCACAGGCUUUGCGGGCAAGACAUACCUUUGCUACUACGGGACAGCGUCUGGUUGGAUUGGUCUCAACGAAGAAUGGCACUACGAUUCAGGGAGAUGAGAUUGAGCAUCCUGCCAACGAGCCAUUGGAAUUUGACUAUCACUUCCUGGGUGACAGAGGCUUCUCGUCAAUUGAAGCCUUCGAUGCUUCAGGUCAGAUCUGGCAGCGUAGGCUCUGGUCUGAAACAGACAAGGCACCCACAAUUCUUAGAGUGACCUGGGGCGGAGCCAGAUUAUACGACCGCUACCGCGAAGCUAUCUGGACUGGCACGGUUGAAACGCAAAGCGCCAUCACCAGAAUGGUACCAUUGGGUGGUUUGGAAGAUAACCCUGAAGACCAAGCGGUACAGAAAGACGCCCAAACUAUUUCCUUCCACAGCCAUACUAGCGGAGACGUGGAUGGCGUACAUGUAUACUUCCAUCCAACAACCCUACCAUCCCAAAUCUCGAUCAGAGGUACCACCGGCGGCUAUGUUAAAGUUGGCGACCCUUUGAUUGGAAAUCUGCAUAAACCACAGCCAAACUUCCAGCUUGAAGCAUUGUGGGACGAGGUCGUCUCACCUGGUGGGAAGUCGAUUGAGAUACUGGGCGGGUGCGAGUUGUUCGUUCGUGUGGAAGCCAUUCCAGAUAUCUCUCUUCCACGGAGAGUUCAGGGAAGUACUUCAUUUAUUACAGAACGUGAUGAGGAGCGUGCUAUCUAUUUUGUUGGGCGGGAAUGGAGUGGAGAGAAGGUUGUGACGAGUCCUGUUUUUGUUAGGGCUAUUUGAUUAGCCCGAUUCUCCAAAUGAAAAAUAGUAGAUAGAUCAAUAAAUAAAAAGAGAUAGAAC
Molecule: messenger RNA, 2487 nt
Organism: Aspergillus glaucus CBS 516.65
Lineage: Eukaryota; Fungi; Ascomycota; Eurotiomycetes; Eurotiales; Aspergillaceae
Exons: 3
Coding region: 1-2427 (808 amino acids)
Source: RefSeq, a predicted model, not a curated record